Lolium perenne is the source of this 740-nucleotide messenger RNA. RefSeq lists its product as uncharacterized. Gene Ontology annotation, cellular component: nucleus; nucleosome. Gene Ontology annotation, molecular function: double-stranded DNA binding; nucleosomal DNA binding; structural constituent of chromatin. Gene Ontology annotation, biological process: chromosome condensation; nucleosome assembly; negative regulation of DNA recombination. The record is from RefSeq and is a predicted model, not a curated record. Lineage: Eukaryota; Viridiplantae; Streptophyta; Magnoliopsida; Poales; Poaceae.
AACUCCCACAGCGCACGUUUCAGUUCCAGAUCUCUGCUUCAGUUAGUCACCAUGGCUCCCCUCGCCAAGCCCGCCGCCGCCAAGCCAAAGAACGCAGCCGCCGGCGCCUCCCACCCUCCCUACUUCGAGAUGAUCAAGGAGGCGAUCGCGGCGCUCAAGGACAGGACCGGCUCCAGCUCGGUCGCCAUCGCCAAGUACAUCGAGGAGAAGCACGGCAAGUCGCUGCCGUCCAACUUCAAGAAGAUGCUCUCCGUCCAGCUCCGCGGAUCCGCCGCCAAGGGCAAGCUCGUCAAGGUCAAGGCCUCCUACAAGCUGUCCGACGCCGCCAAGAAGGACUCGCCCAAGGCCAAGCCCGUCGCCGCCAAGGCCGCGGUGAAGCCGGCCAAGGUUGCCGCCAAGCCCAAGAAGGACGCUGCCAAGCCCAAGAAGAAAGCGGCGGCCGCUGGCACCAAGCGCAAGGCGCCCGAGAAGAAGCUUAUCGCCAAGGCCAAGAAGUCUCCUGCGGCCAAGGCAAAGGCCAAGCCGAAGACUGUCAAGUCACCGGCUGCCAAGAAGCCCCGCAAGGUCGCCGCCGCUUGAUCUGAUCUGAUAGCUUUAAGUUUGCUUAGUGUGGCGUUCAGGGUCUGUACAAAAGGAUUCCUCAUCCUCCCUGUAUCGUGGGUUGUGUUCAGUUUAUGCAAAUGGUUCAGGAGUUGUUUGCAGCUAAGCUAUGUGAAAUGAACUUGCAGUUUGCUCCAUAA